Molecule: messenger RNA, 1773 nt
Organism: Rhizoctonia solani
Lineage: Eukaryota; Fungi; Basidiomycota; Agaricomycetes; Cantharellales; Ceratobasidiaceae
Product: Elongation factor Tu GTP binding domain
Exons: 7
Coding region: 1-1773 (590 amino acids)
Biological process (GO): translation; translational termination; nuclear-transcribed mRNA catabolic process, deadenylation-dependent decay
Cellular component (GO): translation release factor complex
Molecular function (GO): GTPase activity; translation release factor activity; GTP binding
Source: RefSeq, a predicted model, not a curated record
AUGUCUGGACUGAAUCCGGGUGCCUUUGAGUUUGUUCCUGGACAAGCAUUCCGGUUUAGGGCACCUCAGCAGCCCGCAACCCCUUCUGCGCCGGCUCAACCAGGGCAGCCUCCAGCGCCCAUCGAGCGACCAGAGCCCACCGAGCCUCCACGACCAGCUCCUUCCAUCAGCAUAAGCAUUGGUGGUCCCAAGCCACCUGCUGCCCCGGCCCCAGCCCCAGCUGCUGACCAAGACCACAAACCUGCCCCCGAGUCCAAGCCAGCCCCACCCGCCAAACAGAAAGAUGCCCCUGCUGCUGCCCGCCCAAAGGACAAAUUCAAUUUUACCGCCGACAAGUCCAAGACCACCGUCGAGGCAGUCGUACAGGAACAGCAGAACCUCGUGGACGAGGAGACCCUCAACGACCUCUAUGGCGACAACACCAUCGAUCCGAAUGUGAAGCAACACUUGAAUGUCGUGUUCAUCGGCCAUGUAGACGCCGGCAAGUCCACUAUGGGUGGCCAGCUGCUAUUCCUUUCCGGCAUGGUUGACAAACGAACCAUGGAGAAAUAUGAAAGAGAGGCAAAGGAGGCUGGUCGUGAGAGUUGGUACCUCAGUUGGGCACUAGAUUCGACCCCACAAGAACGAUCCAAAGGCAAAACCGUAGAGGUCGGACGAGCCUAUUUCGAGACCGAUGCCAGGCGAUACACAAUCCUCGAUGCACCAGGACACAAGACUUUCGUACCCUCUAUGAUAUCCGGUGCUGCCCAAGCAGACGUAGCCAUCUUGGUCAUAUCCGCCCGCAAGGGAGAGUUCGAGACUGGCUUCGAGAGGGGCGGACAAACUCGGGAACAUAUCAUGCUCGUCAAGACCGCCGGUGUCACCAAGCUCGUAGUAGUUAUCAACAAGAUGGACGAGUCGACCGUGGAGUGGUCCGAAGAACGGUACAAGGAAAUCAAGGACAAGAUCACACCCUUCAUCAAAGCAUCCGGCUUCAAUCCCAAGACUGACGUUACCUUUGUCCCUGUGUCUGCGUACACGGGUGCCAACAUGAAGGAGGCGGUGUCUAAAUCCGUUUGCCCAUGGUACAGCGGACCACCCCUUCUAGGGCUGCUCGAUACCAUGCCCAUGGUCGAUCGUAAAAUCAACGGACCCGUCAUGAUGCCCAUUUCAGAAAAGUAUAAAGACAUGGGUACAAUUGUAGUCGGAAAGCUCGAGAGCGGACGAAUUCACAAGAACGAUGCUCUGUUGCUCAUGCCUAACAAGACAAACGUCGACGUUGCUGCAAUCUACAACGAGAUGGAAGAAGAAAUCAACUUUGCCUAUUCCGGGGACAACGUCCGUCUCAGGAUUCGAGGAAUCGACGACGAAGACAUUACUCCCGGUUUCGUGCUGACGUCGAUCGGAAGGCCCGUUCACGCUACCACCCAAUUCGAGGCUGAGCUUGUCAUCCUCGAGCACAAGAACAUCAUUUGCGCUGGUUAUAGCGCCGUGAUGCAUGUCCACACCCUCUCGGAAGAAGUCAGCCUGGUGGCCCUGCUUCACUACUUUGAUAAAAAGACCAACCGCAAAUCCAAGAAGCCUCCUCAGUUCGCCAAGAAGGGCCAAAAGAUCAUCGCCUUGAUUGAAACUACAGCCGCCGUUUGCGUCGAGCCAUUCAAAUUGUACCCUCAACUCGGCCGAUUCACUCUACGUGAUGAGGGUAAAACCAUUGCCAUCGGAAAGGUCGUAAAGCUCCGCGAAUCAGUCGACAGCGCUGCCGACGGAGUCGCGGGUCUGUCCGUCGCUGCCUAA